Molecule: messenger RNA, 729 nt
Organism: Spizellomyces punctatus DAOM BR117
Lineage: Eukaryota; Fungi; Chytridiomycota; Chytridiomycetes; Spizellomycetales; Spizellomycetaceae
Exons: 4
Coding region: 1-729 (242 amino acids)
Source: RefSeq, a predicted model, not a curated record
AUGUCCUCCAGAAUCCUUCUUCUCGCCUUGGCAAUUGCUACUCUAGUGGUUCCCCUGGAAGCUCAAACGGAUGUGCUUGUAUAUCCUAAUGCGUCCUAUGCAGGCAGUGCAUUGACCCUCCCAUCGUUCCAGUACUACUCCCCGCCCAACACCCAGGACUACACUCUUGGAUCUGUUCGUGUGCCAAACAGUAUUGCAGCGCUUUUCUACCAAAACCAAGAUUGGGGGGUAGCUGCUGCUUUUUACGAAGAUGUUGCAAGUGUCAAUAUAUCCACUGCGAAUUUGACAAGUAUCACCGAUUGGAAUGCUUUGGUAGUCAGCUUGGCACCUGCUCGUGUCCAUCCAAUUUUCGAGGAAGUGCUUGUGAAGAAUGUAGUCCAGGUUACUACGGUCCAACUUGCCAGCCAUGUCCGUCUUGUGGAAACGGAUUCUGCAAUGACGGUAUCCACGGGAAUGGUACAUGCACUUGUAAUGAGGGCUGGCAAAAUGGCGGUGGUACUUGCGAUACGUGCGCUACCGGGUAUUAUUCAAAUUCGACCGCCUCGUGUAUCGGUUGUGGUGGCAGAGGAGAAUGCACAACGACCGGAAGCUCCGCUGGAACUUGUACUUGCCAAUGGGGAUACAAAACAGGCAGCGAUGGGAUUACCUGCGGAUCAUGCGCCGAUAGUUUUUACAAGGACAGCAAUGGGCAAUGCGUUGGUAAGGGUUACAUCCCGCAUUCUCCUUUAG